Nylanderia fulva is the source of this 1851-nucleotide messenger RNA. The record is from RefSeq and is a predicted model, not a curated record. NCBI's taxonomy places the organism in Eukaryota, Metazoa, Arthropoda, Insecta, Hymenoptera, Formicidae.
AUGGUCGAUAGCUUGGAAGAUGCUAUCGACCUUCAGCAGGAACUACGGAGUCUUUGCACGGCGGGCGGAUUUCCUUUGAGAAAGUGGGCCGCCAACGAUCCUCAGGUGCUCACAGGAAUUCCACCAGAACAUCAGCUGCAACGUGGGCCGCACUCAUGGGAAGAAGAGAGUCACGCUACCCUGGCCCUCCGAUGGCAUCCUCAAGGCGAUUGGUUCUCCUUCUCAAUUCGUCCACGUCCAGUCACUGAUCUCACAAAGCGACGAGUUCUAGCCGAAACGGCUCGGCUCUUUGAUCCGAUGGGUUGGCUCGCGCCUGUCGUCAUCAGAGCCAAAAUUCUGAUCCAGACGACGUGGCUUCAACGGCUGGAUUGGGACUCUCCGCUGCCUGAUCAGGACGCACACCGCUGGAGGCAGUUGUUGGAUCAGCUUCCUCUAUUGGAUAACAUCCGUGUAACUCGCUGGCUCAACACCGGAGACGACCAUUCGCAACUGCAGCUCCAUGGGUUUGCCGACGCUUCAGAGCGAGGAUACGCCGCCGUGGUGUACAUCCGCAACGCUGCAACAGAAAAAACGUCAAUCAACCUAUUGAUGGCAAAAUCGAAGGUCGCGCCUGUCAAGCAGGUGUCGUUACCUCGCUUGGAACUCUGUGCAGCAGCUCUACUUACCACGCUCAUGCUCCACGUGCGCGCUACUCUCGGUUUGACAACGACGCCGGUGCAUCUGUGGUCAGAUUCAAGGGUCACACUUCAUUGGAUCCGCGGACACAGCACCCGUUGGAAAACCUUCGUCGCCAACCGAGUAUCUCAGAUCCAGACCCUGCUUCCAGACGCUCAAUGGAGACACGUCGCUGGACGAGAGAAUCCUGCAGAUUGCGCAUCGCGCGGUGUUACUCCUGCUGAAUUAAUCAAUCAUGAGUUGUGGUGGACAGGACCUACCUGGCUCUCAGGAGACGAGACUGCAUGGCCGGGUUCAAACAUCGACGUCCCAGAGGAUGACCUCCCGGAGCAGCGAGCCACCAGUCUGGUAAUCAAGGCACCGGUCUCGGCAGAACCUGACCUCCUCCUCCGGUUUCCAACGCUGCACAGGCUGCUGCGGGUUACGGCAUGGUGUCGGCGAUGGCUCAAUCAGGCGAGACGUGACGCCAUACCUGGCCGUCCAUUGCAUCCGGACGAGCUGGACGUCGCCUUAUUUCGAUGGCUGCGAGUGGUGCAGGCGCUCCACUUUCCUACGGACGUAGCUGCGGCUUCUGCUGGACGCACUAGCCCACCACGAAGCCACCUAGCGAUGUUGAGUCCGGUCCUCGAUGAUCAAGGCGUGCUGCGCGUCGGAGGACGUCUCAAACAUGCUCAGCUACCACUCGACGAGAAACAUCCAAUGAUCAUCCCGGCGGCAUCAUGGUUGACUCGGCUGGUGAUCGAUUCCUGCCACCGACGGACGCUGCACGGAGGUGUGCAACUGACUCUCGGCCUGCUCCGCCUGCGCUUCUGGGUGCCUCGAGGAAGGACCACCGUCAAACAGCAGCUACACCGAUGCAUAACCUGCACUCGAUGGCGCGCCGCCACACCACAGCCUCCGAUGGGUAACCUUCCUCGGGAGCGAGCACUCUCAGAUGAUCCAGAGGACGUCUCGGCGCUGACCCCCGGUCACUUCCUCAUCGGGACACCGCUCCUCGCCUUGUCAGAACCGUCAUUGACAGAGCAGACGGUGUCCACCUUGUCACGUUGGCGUCAUCUGCAGCGGAUGAGGGAUCACUUCUGGCAGCGAUGGUCAUCCGAAUACAUGCACGGACUCGCCCCACGCACCAAGUGGCUCAAGGAUGCACCUGCACCCCACGUCGGCGAUCUCUGCCUC